Messenger RNA from Trypanosoma grayi, 1335 nucleotides. Its product is annotated as putative pseudouridine synthase A-like protein. The transcript has a single exon. Gene Ontology annotation, molecular function: pseudouridine synthase activity; RNA binding. Gene Ontology annotation, cellular component: nucleus; cytoplasm. Gene Ontology annotation, biological process: mRNA pseudouridine synthesis; tRNA pseudouridine synthesis. The coding region runs from base 1 to 1335 and encodes 444 amino acids. The record is from RefSeq and is a predicted model, not a curated record. NCBI's taxonomy places the organism in Eukaryota, Euglenozoa, Kinetoplastea, Trypanosomatida, Trypanosomatidae.
AUGUCAGCAGAGCCCGGCGAAAAGCAUGACCGCACCGGCGGCGGCGGCAGCAGCAGCAGCAGCAACUGUGCGGCCGCGCAAUCUACGAAGAAGUCGAAAAAGCGGCAGCUGCAGCCGGAGCGGCCCUUCGUAUUCGAGAACUACCCGUCGCGGAAGGUCGCACUGCGGCUGGCGUACCACGGCCACCUCUACGAUGGACUGGCGAAGCAAGACGAGACGCCCAAUACAGUGGAGGCGUACGUGGUGACAGCGCUUAAACGUGUUCGAUUAAUCCCGCACGACGGCCCCGGCGAUCUCUCUCGUUGUGGGCGCACCGACAAGGGCGUCAGUGCACUCGGCAACGUCUUCUCCCUCACGUUGCGGGCCUCCUCGUGGCCGACCGACGCGCCGCAGAAGCCGCCACUCGACUACUGCGCGAUGCUGAACAACGUGCUGCCGCUCGCGAUACGGAUUGUCGGCUGGGCGUACGUCGACAACACCUUCGACGCCCGCUUCUCAUGCACGGCCCGCACCUACCGGUACUACUUCUGCCACCGCGGCCUCAACCUCGACGCGAUGAGGGAUGCCACGGCCCGUCUUGAGGGCGUGCACAACUUCCGAAACUUCUGCAGGACUGACGUUGUGAAUGUGAGCAACUACGAGCGCCACGUGCGCCGCUCUGGCAUCUUUAUGAGUGAGACGAUGCCAGAGCUGGUGUCGUACCUCGAGAUCCACGCUAACUCCUUCCUGUACCACCAGAUCCGCUGCACCAUGGAGGUCCUCUUCCUCGUUGGUCGCGGGCUCGAGGAGCCGGGGGUUGUGACAGCGCUGCUCGAGCGCGGCGACUGCAAGCCUGUCUACCCGCUCGCGGACAGCACGCCGCUCGUUCUUUGGGAAUGCCAUUUUGAGGGUAUUGAGUGGAACAUCUCCCACCGCGCAUUCCUGGCGGCGGAGUCCCAACUGCAGGACAUCGCGACGGCGCUGCUUCUGCGUGCCGCGGUGUCGAGCUCCAUGCGGUCGCAGCUGUUCGCGUGGUACGAUGGGUGCACCGACUCGGACGGCGCAAUGGUGGUACGGCAGCCGCAGCAAGAUGAGGUGUAUACCGCGGACAGGUGGUCAGCGACCGGUAGCGAUUGGACAGAUGAGCGCACGCAUGUUAAUCUGCGCGUGCGGAAGUAUGACCUACACACGCUAUCAAAGCAGGUGGAGGGCGGGACGACGGGGCCGCUGACCAGCAGGCCGUAUACGAAGCUGCUAGACCGUGAGACGGAGCGGACCUUCGACGAGGAGGUGCAGGCCCUCAGCGACAAGAAGCGGGCUCGCUUCGAGAGCAACAUGGAGAAGAAGAGGCAGUAA